AUGAUUUGUGUCCGUCAGUGCUGUGUGAGGCCUCUCGGAAGGCCCCUUCUUCGCAUGCUUCCACGCCAGAGCCAGCAGCCGACGGCAAGCUGGUUUGCUCCUUCUUGGGAUGGGGGCGAUGCUGGUCAGUGGGGCUAUGCCAGCGGCUAUGUCCAGGAGGCAGGGCCCUGCUGGGAUCCAUAUGCUUCCGCUGCGCCAGCGAUGUGGGGUCAGCCUGAAGACCCAGCGAUGUGGCAGACGAAGGACCAGCAGACCAUGCAAAUGCCUGCCAUUCCGGACUUUUCGGUCCAUCAUGCAGGCGGCAGUUCCAUGCGGCCGGGUCAGGAGAUGCCGCAGCCUAUGCAACCCCCCAUGAUGAAGUGGGCAACUGGAGGCCACACCGCGCGAGAAGGCAGAGCACAGCUGCCUGUGCCAUCUUUGCGUGCACCUACACAUGGAAUCCAGGGCACGGCCGCUGGCGACGCCGGGAGGCGCAGGGUUUCCGGCCACGUGUCUUCCGCAGACUGGGCACGGAACGAAGAGGCUGCGAGGAAAGCUGCCAGGGUGAAAAGCCACGAGGCCUUCCAUCGCAAGAUGCGGAACAUCCAGCUCAACAAGGACCUGCUGGCUUGUGACAGUUCCGACGGGGUCCUGAAGAUUUGCGACGAGAACCUGGAUGACUUCAACCAAGUGAACGUUGUGACGGCCCUGCACCGCAUCGCCAAGCAUCACAAGGGCGGAUGCGGCAGAGAUUGGCAGGAGCAGGGCCCCAGGAACUCUGGCUCCAAUGCCCGCGGCAGCCGUGGCUGA
Symbiodinium natans is the source of this 789-nucleotide messenger RNA. The record is from the annotation of a GenBank genome assembly. Lineage: Eukaryota; Dinophyceae; Suessiales; Symbiodiniaceae.